Linderina pennispora is the source of this 727-nucleotide messenger RNA. RefSeq lists its product as uncharacterized. Lineage: Eukaryota; Fungi; Kickxellomycota; Kickxellomycetes; Kickxellales; Kickxellaceae. The record is from RefSeq and is a predicted model, not a curated record. Bases 133 to 594 code for a protein of 153 amino acids. The transcript has a single exon.
UGGUAUAUGAAAGCUCGAUCAAUGGCAAGGUAUAUGCCAAUAGCACGGCACAUCCCAGCUACACUAUAAACGCAUACAAGCCGCACAUCACAAUCUUCCUGUGGUUCCACUCAGAGGACCCCUGUGCUAUCAAUGACAGCCACAAUGACCAACACUACCGCCAGUUUGAGUGGAUUUGGCGAAAUCUGCCAUGCAUCACAACGGCUUGCAGACAGCAGCGCAUGGAAAUUUGUAGACUCCUCAGGAUGCAAAUACAAAUGGCAUAAGAGCAAGAUCGGGUCGCGAUGGACGCUUACUGACAAGUCUGGAAACGAAACCAUUGCAGCCUUUUCACUACCCAAGUCGUAUUCCCAAAUCCAAGGCAUCUUAGACAUCCUGAAACCUGUGGAUGAAGUGUUCAAACUGCUUGUCCUAGUCACGCUGAAGAUGAGCAUGAUAUCAGAUCUCCAUGGUAACACGCACCCACAAAAUGCAUGGGCCGCUACUGGUCCUUGUCAUCGAUGUGCUGCUCGUCAUAAUCAUCAUGGUAGUUUGGCAGUUAUGUGUGCAGGAGGUUCGCAAUCACUAGGCGGUGCUGCCUCAUCAGGAAUGUAAUUCGCAGAGAUCGUUAGAACGCUGUAUUUGUUUCCAGUACUAUACAGUGAGCAGGUUUAUAGCAAUAAAGCACAAAGGUAAUACACCUACAAGAUGAGCACCGAGUUCAUUGAGAAUAAAGGUAUGUAAAAUA